Molecule: messenger RNA, 1092 nt
Organism: Lodderomyces jiufengensis
Lineage: Eukaryota; Fungi; Ascomycota; Pichiomycetes; Serinales; Debaryomycetaceae
Exons: 2
Coding region: 1-1092 (363 amino acids)
Biological process (GO): fatty acid metabolic process
Molecular function (GO): fatty-acyl-CoA binding
Source: RefSeq, a predicted model, not a curated record
AUGUCAGAUAGUGUUGACCGCGUUUUCAUUAAGGCGAUUGAAACGAUAAGAGCUUUAUCAUCAAGGUCUAAUUAUGGAUCAUUACCAAGACCACCAGCAGAAAAUCGUGUAAAAUUGUAUGGAUUAUAUAAACAAGCAACGGAGGGAGAUGUCAAAGGUUUAAUGCCACGUCCAGUUGGAUUUUCUGCCGAAGAUGAAGGUGCUAAAAAGAAAUGGGAUGCUUGGAAACGUGAAGAAGGAUUACCUAAAACUGAAGCUAAAAAGAGAUAUAUAUCAUUCCUAAUUGAAACAAUGAAAAUAUAUGCAAGUGGAACAUUAGAAGCAAGAGAAUUAUUACAUGAAUUAGAAUAUCUUUGGGAUCAAAUUAAAGAUUUACCAAUAUCCGAUGAUGAAAAUGAUCAUCAUAUACAAUUUCCUUCAAGUGCUCCACUGUUUAGUCAAUUAGAUAGGUUUUCAAAUAGAACUCCAAGUAUUGGUGGAGGAAAUACUAUAAGAGGUGGUACCCAUACUGUUGCACUGAAUCUUAACACAAUUUAUUCACAUUCAAGAAGAAAUACCUCAUUAUCGUUAAAUGAUUAUGUACAACAACAAAGACAACAACAACAACAACAACAACAACAUGAAUUUGGAGGUCCAGGUUCAUUACAUUCAUUACCACCAAGAACCAACAAUGUAAUUGAAGACUUCAAAAAUUGGCAAGGUGAAGUAAAUACCAUCAUAAAUAGAUUAACAAGAGAAUUUGUUAAUAGUAGGAAAGAUCAACAAAAUCAAUAUUAUAGUGAUAAUGAAUCGGAAGAACCAUUAGAUGAAUAUGAAAUAACGAAAAGAAAAAUUUUGCAUAUCCUAAAAGUUAUUGGAUUCAACGCUUUAAAAUUUUUAAAGAAUUUUGCUGUUAGUUUAUUUACAAUAUUAUUUAUAGUAUGGUUUUUUAAAAAAAAUGUAAUUGUUAAAAGAACAUUAGUUAGACAACCAAUGACAAAUAAUGGUAAACAAAAGAAAGAAUUGAUUAUAAAUAUGGUCUUAAAUACUGAUGAAAAUAAAUGGUUUAUCAGAUUAUUAAGUUUUAUAAAUAGUUUUGUUGGAUUUGUUUAA